Messenger RNA from Cercospora beticola, 1251 nucleotides. It is a transcript of the gene YML6, whose product is annotated as mitochondrial 54S ribosomal protein uL4m. Lineage: Eukaryota; Fungi; Ascomycota; Dothideomycetes; Mycosphaerellales; Mycosphaerellaceae. The record is from RefSeq and is a predicted model, not a curated record. Gene Ontology annotation, biological process: translation. Gene Ontology annotation, cellular component: ribosome. Gene Ontology annotation, molecular function: structural constituent of ribosome.
GAUGGACGACAACCUUUACCACUCGUCUACACCACAACACCGCCCCGACAAUGGCAUCAAAACGAGCGGCGGUACCGGCGAAGCACCUCGUCAAUGGGUUCCGGUUAUAUGAACAGCCCACGCGAUGCUUCGCCCGAUCUAUGGCCACGGCAUCCCAGGAGCCUCUCGCAGCUCCGGAAGAUACCAUCGUCGAAGCCUACGCCGAGUCGCAGAGUCCACACACGGCACCGCAAAUGUCGCGCGAUAUGCUUAAAGACACAUUUACCGUGCCUCCACCCGAAUCCUUAAGCGACGAUGUCACAAUACCUCUAUCAUGGCAGAAAGCCUAUCAAGCACCACCGAACCCCUUCCAAAAGAAGGCCCAAUGCACCAUCUACAAGUUCCCCUCCCUCGAACCGACCUCAUUCAUUUCCUACCCAGGCACACAUCUUCUUCUGCCCAUCCGCAAAGACAUCCUCCACCGCGCCGUAAUCUUCGAAGCCGAUGCCUCACGCCGCGGAACGGCGAGCACAAAAUGGAGAUCCGAAGUCCACGGCUCCAACCGCAAAGUGCGACCACAAAAGGGCACAGGAAGCGCGCGAUUAGGCGAUAAGAAAUCUCCCAUGCUCAAGGGAGGAGGUGUAGCAUUUGGACCCAAACCACGAGACUUCAGUACGGACUUGCCAAAGAAAGUGUACGAUCGCGCUUGGAGGACAGCGUUGAGUUAUCGGUACAAGAAGGGAGAAUUGAUCGUUGCCGAGGACAAAAUCGAUGUGACUCGCGUGCACGAGAACAGCUUGGAAAGAUACAUGACUGAUGUGCUAAAGUGGAAUGGGCUCGGGAAUCACGAUGAGAAGAAGUAUGGCAAAUCAUUGUUCUUGACACUAGAACGACGAGAAGGCCUCUUUGCCGCGCUGGAGAAAGGCAAGAUGCACAGACAUGCAAGGGCCAUUGAAGCGGAAUGGGUUGACGUGAAGGAUUUGCUGGAAGGAGGGAGACUAAUUGUCGAGAAAGCGGCGCUCGAGCAAUUGUUUGAAGAGCAUGAGAGUGACUUGAGACCCAGCGAGAAGCUGGUGAUGCAGAUGCCAGAAUUGUACGAUGAGGAAGUCGAAGCUGGGGAUCGUGCCCUUAGUUUGAGCUGAGUUGAAUAAUGUACUUCAAUAUGCUUCAUGAUGUAUACAGGGCACGCAGAGCUGUGUACGUUCUCAUGAUCUUUCAACUUGAGAUGCGACGAAAUGUCUGAUCACGUCAAAGGUCGCUCGCGAGAUCGGU